GGCCCAACUCCAGCGUGUACCGUUAUAGGCCAUCAACGGAAUCAACGGAAUAGGGCGUGCCAGGCACUUUUUGCAAACCAAGUGUACAUUUUUGGGGUGCACCUUCUCACAUCAUGUCUAAACAGUACUAAUUGGGAUUCCCUACGAUCCUGUGAAAUCUUGUUAUAUUGAAGCCCGUCCUAUUUUUAAAUGACGUAGUUAUGAUCCAGCUAUACCCUUGAAAUUUUAGAAGUCAUUAUUAUAGAAAGAAAACAACUUAUUUUUGAAUGUUUAGAUGUUGUGAGUCUUCAGAGGCGUUAUAACAAGGAUUAUAUAUAUUACAAAAACCUCUUUCUAAAUUUAUAGUGAUAACUUUUUGGAGGUAGAGAAAAAAUGUCAUUUUUACACUUCUGAAAGUCAGUACAGUUGAAUUUUACUAGCUGAAAUGGCUUCGACAUUGUUAGUACAAAGUUCAAUCUUUGUACAUGGGAAACAUGGGAAAUUUUAAGGUGAUCCUAAUAGUAAUCAUCUAUGAAAAUCAGUGCUUAUCAUUCAUUAAAAUGCCAAAGCAAGCACAACUUUUUCGAAGACCCUUACCUCCAAAAUUUAAGCUGUCUUUACAUAAGAAGAAAAUCCUUUCAGCCAAGACUGAUGAAACAGAGUCAUCGCAUGUAGAGUUCACCCUAGAUAAAACAGAUAAAAUUAGUUUUCCUGUUGUUCCAAGAAAUCUAUCACAAACAUCUGUUGAUUUCCGAAAUUUUCUUUUUGAUCGUCAUCUACAAGAAAGCGUGACUUCUUUUUUAAAAUCCAGAAAAUCUAAAAAAGUCUAUUGGUACAUACCAGAUACUGCUGCUGGUUCCAUAUUUUUUCCAACUUGUACUUCAGCUUCUUCACGAAUUUUUGGGAAAGGAGCAAACCAACUGGAAAAAAAAUCUAAAAAAGAGCCAAACCAAACUAAAAAUACAUUUACUGAUAAAAAGCUAGAAGACGUCUUAAUUCUUUCUUCAGAGUUCCGCAAACCCUUACCUACCACUAAGAAAGAAAAAAAAGUUCACCAACCUUUAUCAACGAGUGCACGCUAUGCUCAGAACCCUUUGAGUGAUUUACGUGCAAUAGUGCCAAGUUCUGUACGUGGUAGUGUAUCUGAUAAACCAGAAAAACCAGGGCCUGAACAUUUGCUACACACUACUACUGUGGUACUAAAUAUUAGUGAAUUUCCAGGUCACAUAGCUAUACCAACAGUAGCAGCUGUACCAAGAAAACCUCGAAGACAGUCUGCAAUAGAAUAUCUCGUAGCAAAUCUCGUAGAAAGUGAAAAUGGAGAAUUUUUUCCAAAACAAGUCUUUCCAAGAAUACCUGAAGGUUAUGCUAAAACGAGAAGUAAAGAAUCAGAUGAAAAUGUUUUACGUGGUGAGGGUUUUAAAACAAUUGCGGCAACACGAUAUGAAACAUUAGCUGCCAUGACCAACUUGGCCAUAGUAAACUGUCAACUAUAUGGAAGAAAUGCACUUUCUCUUAAGGGCUUUUUUAUCUCGAAUUGUCCAGACUUAACACCUUUGGCUUUCCAACUGAUAUAUCUUAACUUGUCAUUUAACCAUAUCAGUUGCUUUCCCCCAGAAGUAUUUUGUCUUAAACAUUUACAAAUACUGAAACUGAGAAAUAAUCCUAUCAAAGAAAUUCCUUCUGAAAUUCAGCAACUUAAGUUCCUUAGAAUUUUCAAUAUUGCCUUUAAUUAUAUCGCUGAUCUUCCACCUGGGUUAUUUUCCUUGUCCUAUCUUGAGGAACUUGAUGUCUCCUACAACAACCUUACUUUUAUUCCAAAUGCAAUCCAGAAACUCAGAUCACUUGACAGACUGAAUGUUGAUGGGAAUGAACUGUGUUUUUUACCACCUGGAAUUUUGAAGCUUAACCUGACAAAAAUUCAGAUAGAUAAUAAUUACACUCAUCCUUGUUUUUGGAAGGAAAAUUCUUUGAAUAGCUCACAACGACUUACUCAAAUUAGUGCUUUGUUCAUUGUUAAAAAUAAUAUACAUACAUUUUAUGAUGUGAUCCCAGCAGAAAUUCAAAAGUUACUAAAAUGCACAUCCAAGUGUGAUUGGUGUCAUGGUCCCAAGUUUGGUGAAGGUCUUCGUAUCAUUCUGUCCUGCGAUAUUUUUGGAGCAUUACAACUUCCUAUUAUGUUUUAUGUCUGUUCUUCUUCCUGCUAUAAAGAAGCAAAGGAAAGCAGUUUUAUUUUGCUUACCAUUCCUGAUAAAAGAAUUUCUCUAAACGUGGAAUUAUCAGAAGAACGAUAGCACAAUGCUUUAUCAUUCCCACUAUAAAAUUCAAUAAACUUCAUGUAUAUCGUAAUUAAUCUCGUUGAGAGUGCAGAUUCUAUAAGAAGAAUUUAAGCAUUGUCUCAUGUGAAUUCCUUUUGUAAUCUUGGCUCCUUAUGACAGCUUGUGAUUGUUAGGACAUUGUAGAAUAGUUAUACAAGAAGGAUUAGAAAAGAUGUUUAGAUUUUAAUGAAAAUCUAAAAAGCUUAUUUCAGAGUCUGUUUACUAUAAAAAAGGUUACAGUCUUUUGCAAAAGGUAUUGUUUCUUAGACUGGUCUUUUCAUGUAUCCAUCCUAAAUGAAGAGACAUUACAAAGUCAUCAGGGGGUUUGUGUCACAUAUGACUUCAAAGUCAUGCAUCCAACUACUCUGUGCAUCUCUGUUGAAAUCUGGUCAGUGCCAAUCAUCUCAAUUAUGGAUUGCUUUUAAAAAUAAAACAUUAAUUUCA
This is a messenger RNA of Tupaia belangeri chinensis (Chinese tree shrew), 2741 nucleotides long. It is a transcript of the gene LRRC63, whose product is annotated as leucine rich repeat containing 63. The transcript is spliced from 10 exons. The record is from RefSeq and is a predicted model, not a curated record. Gene Ontology annotation, cellular component: cytoplasm. Gene Ontology annotation, molecular function: protein binding. Bases 465 to 2273 code for a protein of 602 amino acids. Lineage: Eukaryota; Metazoa; Chordata; Mammalia; Scandentia; Tupaiidae.